GAGACCCCAUUGAACUCCCGCCAAAACCCCAAAGGCGGCAGAUCUACUUCCCUUAAAUUUCAUACCUACACCCACUCCCGCCUUGUCUUCUCCAGCUUCACUCAAACAGUCAUACCCCAUCUCAUUUUCUCUCUCCUCUCUUCACUCUUCCAGCUGAUUUUCAAGUACGCUCAACUCUUCUGCAGCUCGAUUUCUUCACAGGAUCACAUUCUACAACAGUUGAUGGAGCUAAGAGGCUGUAAUCAGCUACACUUUUUCACAAUUAUUAAAGGUGGUGAAGUAAUCAAAGUCCUAAAUCUUGCUCGAGGAAAUCCAAAGCUCAAGUUGAAGAACAUUGAAGAAAUUUAUUCUUCCUUUGACUCAAAAUGGCACGAUUCACUUACAGAAUGUCGAAAAGCUGAAAGAUCACUGGCUAUGCCUCAUGGUUUUGUUGAAGUAAAGACUGAGGUUAAGGUUGAGCCUAUAAAAGAAGAGAAUGGGUUUGAUAUUGGUGCAAUGACAUUGAGGCAGAUAAAAAACAAUUGCAAACGUCACAAAAGGAAAGCUGCAAGAUCUAUUGAUUUGACAACUGUUAAAAAGGAAGAUGAUGACCAUCGAAAUAAAGAGGGCAAUUUUGAUCUCAAAGAAACUCUUGGUAGUUUGAAGCGCAAGGUAGUCAUGAAAAGAAAACCUAAAAAGAAAGGAGAUAUUAAGUGCAACUCUAUAUCGUCUACAACUAACUCUAUAGAUGGUAGAUCAAAGGACACACCCGCCAAUCUAGAUUUACUUGAUGUCAGCAGCAAAAUCUGCAAGCCAUUGAAUAACAAAGUUGAAGAUAAUAUACAUGAUUACUCACUACUGCAAGCCAGAAGCUUAACUUUUAGUGAUGACCCCAGAUGUAUUGUUAGUGACUCUGUCAAAGCUAUUGAACACUGCUAUCCAGAUCAGGUUCUUGAUACAUAUUCAGUAUAUCCUCAAAGUGGUUAUCUAGUGCAGCCUGUAGCUUCUGGAAAUUCAAAAUGUGAUCUCAAUCAAGUUUCAUACGAACAUCUGGAUUGUGCUAUGAAUCCUCUAAUUUCUGAAUUUCCAGAUACUAAAGAUAUUAUGAUGGUAGAUAAUUCGUUAGUUGUGAGCCAUCAGCCUUUGGUAUCUCGUGUCUCAGAAGCCAGUAGAGAGGAAGACAUGACUGAUGUUAUGGUAUGUGAUGAACCUACUGAAACAGGUUUGCUUGAAAGUGGCGAUAGCUCUGAUAUUCAAGUUGUUCGUCCUCGUUAUCUCCAACCUUCACAUGGUGGAAAUCCCUCUUUAAAGGUGCAUGCUUCUGUUAUGGCUCCUAAUAGGGACUGUCAAACUGCUGAAAUCAUCUACCCUGGUGAAUCAAUAGAGUCAAAGGAUGAAAAUAAAGAUAUUGAAAAAGUCGUGACAAAAGCUGUUAUCAAUUACAAUUCUGAGGUAAAAUGUGAUAAUAAGUUUUCUUCAGUUAGUUGUAUGGCUUCCCUGGAUGCCUCUAUAGCUAGAGUUGAUGAUCUACAAUUGUCGGUACUUGAUGCUAUUACUGAAGAGGUACCAGCAUCUACCAUGGGUCCAAAGAGUUAUUGUCACAAUACUGAAUUUAUUACUAAUGGUGAAGCUAGUAGAUCUUUGGAUGACAGUCAAGAUCCUGAAGCAAAAGCAAUAAGAAGAGAUGUCAAGAACUUUGAAGUAGCAGUGCAAGAUGAAAAUCAUUUGCCUUUGAUCCAUAGUGUGGAUUCUUUGUGCAAUGUUAAGUCUGCAGUCGAACACAAGCAAUCUUCGUUACCUAAUGAUGCUAUCACCCCUCUAACCUGUUCUCCGAAGCCUUGCAAUGCUAUUGACCAACAGACUGGAUCUGCAGUUACUGAAGAGUGCUGCAUAGACAAGCUGGAGCAGCAACCUCCUGAAAGGCUCUUUUCAGCCCGAAAGUCGAUUUCUCCAAAUUCUAAAGAAAGAUUACGCAGGGCUUUGAAUUGUGCUGAAAUACAAGACAAUACUCAUAAUCUUUCUUGCAAGGAGAAACUAUUCCCUGAGAAGAAUUGUGUUGUCAAUUCAUCUUCACAGUCAAGUUUAAAAAAAGCUCGGAUUAUCAUUACAUCAAAAAGACUGGAGGCCUUACGUACGACUGAGAUCAGAGCCAAUAGUAGGCAAAUACUGAAGAAAGGAAAAUAUGAGAGAAAAAAUUCUCUUAUAAAAGGCACUGUUAAUGGUCCUCGGGCUUCUUCAUCAGUACCUGCUUCCAGUGUGUGCAGUUCUCAAAGUUGCUCAAAAAAUGCCAUUGCAUUCUCACAGCAGCAGAUGAUCGAUACUGAACGCCUUGCAUCGAAACUUUUGUCAGAUUUGCAUUCAAUGAAAGAAAUGGUUGUAGAUACAUUAACGUGCUCAACGUCAAGACAUAACACAGACAAGGCCAGAGUAGCAGUCGAGAAUGUCAAAAAGAUUGAGGAAGCAACAAAGAAGUGGUUGUCCAUGAUGUCAAGGGAUUGCACUCGUUUCUGCAAAAUUAUGGAAUUAACUGAAAAAAAUGGUGCUUCUCCUGUAAAGAGCAAUGAUGAGCACAUCCCAGAUUCGGAGAUAUGCCAGAACAAUCUCGUCUCAGAGACUAAGCAGGAUGACCACAAUCUUUCGCCUCCUAAAAGUACAGUUUACAAGGAGAAAAAAAUUAUAUUUGCUGAUGAAGCUGGAGAAAGCUUAUGUCAAGUCGAGGUUUUGUAGGCUAAUAGAACUGAUUCCCUUGUUAAAUCAUUUGUAAGGGGCAAUACAUACCUGCAAAAUUUAGUAGUACAUUGUAACUGUAAUUGUAGUUAUUGUAAAUAUUGUUGUAAUGUUGGACGAUAUGCGUGGUUAUGCCCUUGGACUCCGGCACAUGUUGGCCUGGUUUGCCUCACUGGAAGAGGCCUUUAUUUUUAUUUUUUGUAAUUUUUACUGUCCAUUUAUUCUGUGAAAGUCACAUAUUAGAACAUUCAAGCAACUCAGGAGUAGAGCUGUCAAAAGUUGACCCGACCCGAAAUACCGACCCGAACCCAAUUAUUAACCGACCCGUCUAAACCCGAAAAAAUGAUGACCAGAACCCGAUAUGACCCGACCUGAAAUCAACCCUAGACCCGAGUUAACCCAAGCA
This is a messenger RNA of Chenopodium quinoa (quinoa), 3112 nucleotides long. RefSeq lists its product as uncharacterized. The coding region runs from base 223 to 2706 and encodes 827 amino acids. The record is from RefSeq and is a predicted model, not a curated record. Lineage: Eukaryota; Viridiplantae; Streptophyta; Magnoliopsida; Caryophyllales; Amaranthaceae. The transcript is spliced from 7 exons.